AUGCUUUUACAGGUAUGCCCUCCUGUCUGUAUGCCACUUUGCGAACCUUCAUGUUUGGCCAGCCUGCGGUGCUCAGAUAACUGCUACCCAGUCUGCUCACCACCAUGUAUGCAAUCGACUUUAAACUGCCAUCCAGCAUGUAUGCCUAGUUGUCAUCCACUCUGUGUUCAAGCGCUGCAACCUGCAGCAGUAGCACCAAGUUGUAUUCAGCAAUGCAUGCCAGCUUGCUUACCAGAAUGCGUACAGGCGAUACAAACAACAAAGUGUGUACCUCAAUGUAUGCCGCAGUGCUCUCCAAGCUGUAUCCAGUCAAUACCUGCAGUAACUUGUGUUCAAGCUUGUAUGCCGGCUUGUGAAUCAGCUUGUAUUCAUGCAGUUCAACAACCUCACUGUGUGCAACCUUGUAUGCCAGCAUGUGAGAUAAGCUGUAUUCAAGCAAUACAACCAAACUGUCCAUUAUCUUGUAUGCCUUCCUGCCUACCAACGUGUAUUAAAGCUGUUUCACCGGUAUGCGUUCAAGCCUGUAUGCCUAACUGUCAUCCAGCUUGCAUUCAAGCAGUUCCAGCUGCACCAUCUUGUAUUGCGCCAUGUAUGCCAUCUUGCCAACCACUUUGUAUCAAAGCUGUAACUUGCUCCUCCUGUGGUUCAAACUGUCCAGAUAUGUGUAAGCAAGCAGUAUGUGUGCAACAGUGUAUGCCGUCUUGCCAGCCGACAUGUAUCAAUGCUGUUUGUUCCAACUGCGGUAAUAAAUGCCCUUCAUUAUGCCCUAGGUCGGCACCAGUCUGCGUUCAGCAGUGUAUGCCGUCUUGUCAGCAAGCCUGUAUUAGUGCUGUAUGCUCAAACUGCGGUAGUAAUUGUUCCCCAAUGUGUCCAAGACCUGCAGUGAGCUGUAUGCAACAGUGUAUGCCGUUGUGUCAACCAGCAUGUAUGAAAGCAGUAUGUUCUAAUUGUGGUACCAGUUGUCCAGCAGAAUGCCCUCAACCAGUAAAAAUGUGUGUUCCACAAUGUAUGCCAGCAUGCCAAUCCGGAUGUAUUUCUGCUGUCUGCUCUAACUGCGGAAAUAACUGUCCGUCUCUAUGUCCAAAAAAAAUCUGUGUGCGUCAGUGUAUGCCAGCCUGUCUUCCAUCGUGCACUCAAGCUGGCACGACGUGCAUUCCGCAGUGUAUGCCAACUUGCUUGCCGCAGUGUAUCCAAGCUAAUCAAGGAGUACAAAUGCAUGCAACCGUUCAGCAGUGUGCUCCAGCCUGUAUGCCAUCUUGCGAACCUUCAUGCUUGGCACAGCAGCCAACCUGCAUUCAAAUAUGUAUGCCAGCUUGUGCGGAAACCUGUAUCCAAGAACACACAAAACAGUCGUUACCGAGAUGCAUACCUGCUUGCAUGCCUGCCUGUUCACCCACUUGUACCUUACAGUCACCGUCAAGUCAGUUCUCAGCAACUAUACUAUGGCAGUAA
This is a messenger RNA of Enterobius vermicularis (human pinworm), 1452 nucleotides long. Lineage: Eukaryota; Metazoa; Nematoda; Chromadorea; Rhabditida; Oxyuridae. The record is from the annotation of a GenBank genome assembly.